CGGGCGGGGCCGCACGGAGCCGGAGCCGCAGCCGGAGCCGCCCGGCCCGGGUCCUGCGCUGGGCCCCUUCUGAUGGGAGGAUGGUUCUGCUCAGGCAGUUCAGGCUGCUGCUCUGGAAGAACUACAUCCUGCAGAAGAGGCAGAUCCUGGUGACGCUGAUCGAGGUGUGCCUGCCGCUGCUCUUCGCCGCCAUCCUGAUCGCGCUGCGGCACCGCGUGCACUCCGUCAGCCACCCCAACGCCACCCUCUACCCCAGCCAGUCUGUGGAUGAGCUGCCCAGCUUCUUCUCCUCCCAGCAUGCCAGCAACCCCUGGGAGCUGGCCUAUGUCCCCUCCAACAGCAGCGCCGUCCGGAGCAUCGCCGAGGCGGUGGAGAGAGCUCUGCCCAUCAACAUCAGAGCUCAGGGCUUCCCCUCGGAGCGGGACUUUGAGGAGUACGUCAGGCUGGACAACCGCUCGGGCAGCGUCCUGGCCGCCAUCGUGUUCCGGCACCGCUUCCCGCACAGCUCGGCCCCGCUGCCCCUCCAGGUGGAGUACGAGCUGCGCUUCAAGUACAGCCCCAGGAACGCCCCGCGGAGCGAGCAGACGGGGCUGAACCCCAACCUGGACCGGGACUGGCACACCAGUUACCUCUUCCCGCUCUUCCAGCUGCCCGGGCCCCGCGAGGCCAAGUUUGCUGAUGGGGGCACGCCAGGUUAUCUCCGGGAGGGGUUCCUGGCGGUGCAGCACGCCGUGGACAGGGCUAUCAUGCAGUACCACGGCGGUGCCAGCUCUGCCAGCCUGCUGGAGAACAUCACCGUGGUGGUGCAGCGCUUCCCCUUCCCAGCCUACGUCAACGACCUCUUCCUCCUGGCCAUCCAGAACCAGCUGCCCCUGCUGCUCAUGCUCAGCUUCACCUACACCUCGCUCAACAUCGUCCGUGCCGUCGUCCACGAGAAGGAGAAGAAGCUGAAGGAGUACAUGCACAUGAUGGGCCUCAGCAACUGGUUGCACUGGAGUGCCUGGUUCCUCAUGUUCUUCCUCUUCCUCCUGGUGUCCGUGUUCUUCGUCACCGUGCUCUUCUGUGUCAAGGUGAGCGAACAGGGAGCAGUGCUCACCAACAGUGACCCCACCCUGGUGUUCACCUUCCUCGCCAUCUUCUCCAUCUCCUCCAUCUCCUUCAACUUCAUGGUGAGCACCUUCUUCUCACGAGCAAACGUUGCAGCUGCUGCUGGUGGCUUCCUCUACUUCUUCUCCUACAUCCCCUACUUCUUCAUCUCGCCCCGCUACGACCUGAUGUCCCACAGCCAGAAGCUGGCCUCCUGCCUCAUCUCCAACGUGGCCAUGGCCAUGGGGGCGCAGCUCAUCGGCAUGUUUGAAGGGAAAGGGACUGGCAUCCAGUGGAGGGACCUCAUGAAGCCUGUCAGCGUGGAUGACAACUUCACCUUGGCCCAGGUGCUGGGGAUGCUGCUGCUGGACUCGGUGCUGUAUGGUGUGGUGGCCUGGUACGUGGAGGCUGUGUUCCCUGGGGAGUACGGUGUGCCACAGCCCUGGUACUUCUUCCUCACGCCCUCGUACUGGUGUGGGCGGCCCAGGACUGUUGUGGGGAAAGAGAAGGAGGAGGAGGAGGACCCUGAGAAAGCCCUGAAGAGUCAGUACAUUGAGGAGGAGCCAGCUGACCUCGUGUCAGGCAUCAAAAUAAAGCACCUGUCCAAGGUCUUCAAAGUGGGAAACAAGACAAAAGAGGCAGUGAAGGACUUGACAGUGAACAUGUACGAGGGGCAGAUCACUGUCCUGUUGGGACACAACGGUGCUGGGAAGACCACCACUCUGUCCAUGCUCACAGGUCUGCACUCCCCGACGGGCGGGCAGGCCUACAUCAACGGCUAUGAGAUCUCCCAGGACAUGGUGCUGAUCCGCCGCAGCCUGGGGCUGUGCCCCCAGCACGACGUCCUCUUUGACAACAUGACAGUGGAAGAGCACCUCCACUUCUAUGCAGGGCUGAAGGGAUACCCAGCCUCCAAGUGUCCUGAGGAGAUCACCCACAUCCUGAGGAUCCUGGGCCUGGAGGACAAGCGCCGCUCGCUGAGCAAGGCCCUGUCCGGGGGCAUGAAGCGCAAGCUGUCCAUCGGCAUCGCCCUCAUCGGGGACUCCAAGGUGGUGAUGCUGGAUGAGCCGACCUCGGGGAUGGACCCAGCCUCCCGCAGAGCCACGUGGGAUCUCCUGCAGCAGCAGAGGAGCAACAGGACCAUCCUGCUGACCACUCACUUCAUGGACGAGGCAGACCUGCUGGGGGACCGCAUAGCCAUCAUGGCCAAGGGCGAGCUGCAGUGCUGCGGCUCCUCACUCUUCCUCAAGCGCAAAUACGGGGCUGGGUAUCACAUGGUGAUGGUGAAGGAGCCCUACUGCAACUUGGGCGAGAUCUCCCGCCUCAUCUGCCAGUACGUGCCCAACGCCACCAUGGAGAGCAACGCCGGGGCAGAGCUGUCCUUCAUCCUGCCCAAGGAGAGCACCCACAGGUUUGAGGCCCUGUUCACGGAGCUGGAGCAGAGGCGGGAGGAGCUGGGCAUCGCCAGCUACGGUGCCUCGGUCACCACCAUGGAGGAGGUGUUCCUCAGGGUUGGGAAGCUCGUGGACUCCAGCAUGGAUAUCCAGGCCAUCCAGCUGCCUGCUCUGCAGUACCAGCACGAGAGGCGCUCCAACGACUGGGCCAUGGAUGACUCCAGCAGCCUGAGUGGCAUGACGGACAUGACGGACGACAGCGGGGCGCUCAUUACUGAGGACUGCUCCAGCAUCAAGCUCAACACCGGGUUCUACCUGUGCUGCCAGCAGUUCUACGCCAUGUUCAUGAAGCGGGCCAUGUACAGCUGGCGCAACUGGAAGAUGGUGGCGGCGCAGUUCCUCGUGCCUCUGAUCUUCACUGCCUUUGCCCUCAUCGUGGCCAAGACCUUCCCGGGCCCGCGGGACUCGUCCCAGCUGCGGUUGACGCUGGAGCCCUACGGCCAGACCAUCGUGCCUUUCUCGGUGUCGGGUGCCGCGGGGCUGCCGCAGAGGCUGGCGGAGCAGUACACGGAGCUGCUGGAUGCCCAGCAUCAGUCGCCGCUGGAGGUGCUGGGUGGGCUGGAGGAGUACCUCAUCUCCAGAGCCUCCGAGGAAGGAGGAGCCUUCAACGAGCACUACAUUGCAGCCGCCUCUUUCGAGGCCGCGGGGAACCGCACGCUGGUCACGGCGCUCUUCAACAACCAGGCCUACCACUCCCCGGCCACCGCCCUCAUGCUGGCUGACAGCGCCAUCCUCAGGGUGCUGGCAGGCCCCAACGCCUCCAUCACCGUCACCAACUACCCCCAGCCCCGCAACAUCACCGAGAAGGCCAAGGACCAGCUCAUGGAAGGCCAGACUGGCUUUGCCAUUGCUAUCAACCUGCUGUAUGGGAUGGCCUCUCUCGCCAGCACCUUCGCGCUGCUGCUGGUCAGCGAACGCGCCAUCAAGGCCAAGCACGUCCAGUUCGUCAGUGGUGUGUACGUGGUCAACUUCUGGCUUUCUGCCCUGCUCUGGGACAUCAUCAACUUCCUCAUCCCUUGUGCUCUGAUGUUGGUGAUAUUCCAAGCCUUCAACGUGCAAGCCUUCACCCAAGACAGCCACCUCGUUGACGUGAUGCUGAUCUUCCUCCUUUAUGGCUGGGCCAUCAUCCCCCUCAUGUACCUCCUCAGCUUCCUCUUCUCGGUGGCAGCCACGGCCUACACCCGUCUGACCAUCUUCAACAUCCUCUCCGGCACCGCCACCUUCCUCGCCGUCACCAUCAUGAGCAUCCCAGAACUGGGCUUGGUGGACCUCUCCAAAACCCUGGAUAAAGUUUUUCUCAUCUUACCCAAUUACUGCUUGGGCCAGUGCAUCAGUGACUUCUACCAGAACUACGAGUUCAUUCAGUUCUGCACCUCCUCUGUUGAAGCCAUCUUCAUCUGCAAGGCCUUCAAUAUCAGUUAUCAGAUGAACUACUUUUCCUGGGAGACCCCUGGGAUUGGGCGGUACCUGACCUCCUUGGCCAUCCAGGGUUUCUCCUUCCUCUUCCUCCUCUUCCUCAUUGAGACAAACCUUCUCUGGAGACUGAGAACUCUGGUCUGUGGCAUCUGCAGGCGGCGGAAAUGGGUGGCCCUGCUGAACAGGGUGUCUGUGCUGCCAGAGGACAGGGAUGUGGCAGAUGAGAGGAAGAAGGUUUUGGAGUCACCACCAGAACUGCUGUCGUCUCUCAGCAGCCCUCUGGUCAUCAAGGAGCUGACCAAGGUCUAUGACAGCCGGGAGUCCCUGCUGGCAGUGGACAGGAUCUCCUUGGCUGUCAGCAAAGGGGAGUGCUUUGGUCUCCUUGGCUUCAACGGAGCGGGCAAAACCACCACCUUCAAGAUGCUGACGGGUGACGAGAGCAUCACAUCGGGGGACGCCUUUGUGGAUGGCCACAGCAUUCUGGCCAACAUCAAGAAGGUGCAGCAGAGGAUCGGGUACUGCCCGCAGUUUGACGCCCUGCUGGAGCACAUGACGGGCCGCGAGACGCUGAGCAUGUACGCGCGCCUGCGCGGCAUCCCCGAGCGCUACAUCGGCAGCUGCGUGGAGAACAUGCUGCGGGGGCUGCUCCUGGAGCCGCACGCCGACAAGCUCGUCAGGACCUACAGCGGUGGGAACAAGCGGAAGCUGAGUGCUGGCAUUGCCCUCAUUGGUGGCCCCCCUGUGAUCUUCCUGGACGAGCCCUCCACUGGCAUGGACCCCGUGGCCCGGCGCUUGCUCUGGGACGCAGUGACACGGACGCGGGAGUGUGGCAAAUCCAUCAUCUUCACCUCCCACAGCAUGGAGGAGUGCGAGGCACUGUGCACACGACUGGCCAUCAUGGUGAAUGGGCAGUUCAAGUGCCUGGGCAGCCCCCAGCACCUCAAAAGCAAGUUUGGUAGUGGAUACACCUUGCUGGCCAAAACCCGGAGCGAGGAGGAGGGUGAGCUGCAGGCCUUCAAGGCCUUCGUGGAGAAGACUUUCCCAGGCAGUGUCCUGAAGCAUGAGCACCAGGGCAUGGUGCAUUACCACUUGACCAACAAGAACCUCAGCUGGGCACAGGUCUUUGGGGCCCUGGAGAAAGCCAAAGAGAAAUAUCGCUUGGAGGACUACUCGGUGAGCCAGAUCUCCCUGGAGCAGGUCUUCAUGAGCUUCACUCGCUUCCAGCACUACACAGAGGACAGAGGGAAAUGAGCCCCUGGUGCCCCGGCACGGACUGGCCCUCAGCCUAUACAUAGUAUAUAUAGAGACAGUAAUUUAUAUAUCGGCGUGUCUUAAAUACUGUAUCAAUGUAAACCUUCCCAGCGAGGGUGAGGGGAUGGCAGCUCCUGGCUGCCAGGCUCCGGGGUGCGUGGGUGUGCGUGUGUGUGCGCAUGUGACACUGCCACUCUCCAGCCUUCUUCAUCCAUACAGCAAAAAAACUCCACCCAAAACCCCGGGAGAGCCUGGAUGGGUGGAGAGGGGCGUUGGACUUGGGAUGGGGGAGGAGGAUCCCCUGUGCUCCCUCCUCCCUGCCCUCGCUCACACCCAGCGGGACGCGCCCGCGCUCCUCACCCGCAUGUCCCUGUGUUGUUUGGUGGUUGCUCGUGGUUUAGCAGGAGCCUGUCACAUAGCUCAGAUCCAAACCGUCCUUGGGGCAGCAGGAUGUGCUGGGAUCGC
Melozone crissalis (California towhee) is the source of this 5672-nucleotide messenger RNA. It is a transcript of the gene ABCA3, whose product is annotated as ATP binding cassette subfamily A member 3. The record is from RefSeq and is a predicted model, not a curated record. Bases 81 to 5207 code for a protein of 1708 amino acids. NCBI's taxonomy places the organism in Eukaryota, Metazoa, Chordata, Aves, Passeriformes, Passerellidae. Gene Ontology annotation, biological process: transmembrane transport; lipid transport. Gene Ontology annotation, molecular function: ABC-type transporter activity; ATP hydrolysis activity; ATP binding. The transcript has 31 exons. Gene Ontology annotation, cellular component: intracellular membrane-bounded organelle; membrane.